Molecule: messenger RNA, 1344 nt
Organism: Solanum verrucosum
Lineage: Eukaryota; Viridiplantae; Streptophyta; Magnoliopsida; Solanales; Solanaceae
Exons: 7
Coding region: 1-1344 (447 amino acids)
Biological process (GO): DNA integration
Molecular function (GO): nucleic acid binding
Source: RefSeq, a predicted model, not a curated record
AUGGUAGAGGGCGUCCACAAAGUGGGCGAGGAGGAAAUCAACGAGGCCAUGGAGGCUGGGGAAAUGGAAAAAGUUAAGGUCAUAUCCCCUAUUCGGGCUAGGAAAUUGGAGGGGCAGGGAUGUUUGGCAUAUUUGGCUUAUAUUCAGGAUGUUGAUGUUGAAUCUCCAUCUAUUGAGUCUAUUCUUAUAGUGUCUGAAUUUAAGGAAGUGUUUCCUUCUGAUUUCCCUGGUAUGCCUCUAGAUAGAGAUAUAGAUUUCUGCAUUGAUUUGAAACCGGGCACUCUCCCCAUUUCCAUCGCUCCAUAUUGCAUGGCUAAGAAUGUCAUAGCUUAUGCAUCGCGGCAGUUGAAGGUGCAUGAGAGGAACUACUCGGCAAAUGAGUUGGAGUUGGCAGCGGUAGUGUUUGCCCUUAAGAUCUGGCGGUAUUACCUUUAUAGUGUCAAAUGUGAGGUGUUUAUUGAUCAUCGUAGUUUGCAACAUGUAUUCACUCAAAAUGACCUAAAUCUGAGACAACGAAGUUGGGCAUCUCAAAUAAAAGGUGUGGUGUUAUCUAUCAUUGAGGUUAGACCCACGUUCAUUAAGGAGAUCAAGGCCAAACAAUUUGAUGAUGAAAAUUUGAAUGAGCUUGGAAAGAAGACAGGGUCUGGUAAGGCACAAGAUAUGGUUCUUGAUGCGGAAGGUGUGCUUAGUUUUAAGGGGAAAACUGGUGUUCCCGUAGUGGAUAACUUGAUUUGGAAAAUGUUGACAGAAUCUCAUGGUUUACGGUAUUCCAUUCAUCUGGGUGUGACCAAGAUUUAUCGAGAUUUGAAGCGACUUUAUUGGUGGCCUGGUAUGAAGAAGGGCUUAGUUGAAUUUGUGGCUAAGUGCCGAAUUUUUCAGCAGGUAAAGUAUGAGCAUCAAAGUCCUGCAAUCAGAAUAGACUAUAAUGCUCAACAGUUGGCUAAGAUUUAUGUGAAAGAGAUAGUGAGGCUACACAUGAUGCCUCUUUCUAUAUUAUCAAACCAUGGUACGCAGUUCACAUCCAUGUUUUGGAGGAAAUUUCAUGAUGAGUUGGGCACUCCACUCACUCUUAGUACAACUUUCCAUCCACAGAUGGAUGGGCAGUCAGAGAGAACUAUUCAAGUUUAUCAUUCCAGCAUUGACAUGGCACCGUUCGAGGAACUUUUGGGGAUUGAUUUGGUGAAAGAUGCUCAGGAUAAAGUUAGAAGUAUCCAAGCUAAGCUUCUAGCAGCCCACGGUCAACAAAAAAAAAAGAUGAGAACCAAGGAGAUAAAGUCCUUGAAUGUUCAAUGGAAGCAUCGUCCGGUUGAGGAAGCUAAUUGGGAAACCGAGAAGGACAUGUGA